UGUCAGAAACAGAACCAGUCUGCCAACAUGGAGAAACUCCUUCUGCUCAUCACUGCUGCAUCAGUGUUGUGUGCCAUCAACUCACUUUCAACCCGUGAAUACUACUUUGUUUAUGAGCAAAAGACCUGGCAAGAAGCCCAGCGUUACUGCAGGGAAACAUACACAGACCUGGUAACCAUUAAGAACAUGGAGAUUCUCAAGAUCCUUGAAACGAAAGCAAAUGCGACUAAAAUGCCUACCUGGAUUGGAUUGUAUGAGAAUCUGAACACCUGGAGGUGGUCAUUUUCAAACACUAGUGUCUACCAACCGGGUGAGGAGAUGUACAGGAACUGGGCAAGUGGAGCUCCAAACAACAGUGAUGGAAGAGAAAGCUGUGCAACGAUAAAUGAUGACGGACUCUGGGACGAUGUGCCAUGUUCUUUGACCUUAAAUCCAGUUUGCUCUGAUUUCAACGGGACAGAUGUGACAUUUUCCUACAUCGACACUGUAAUGAACUGGGUCCAGGCUGACACGUAUUGCAAAGAACAUCACAAUGACCUGGCCAUUGUGAGAAACUUGGAAGAGAACCAGCAGAUUCAGGGCCUGAAUAUAUCAGGAUCACUAUGGAUUGGUCUUCACCGAGAUGCUUGGAAAUGGUCAGAUGGAACCAGAGCACACUUCACCAACUGGAGGAAGGGAGAACCCAACGGAGCGGAGGACUGCUGUGCAUCCAUUGACUUUGCAGACUCUGGAGUGUGGCAGGACAGGGACUGUGGUGAACGGCUGGUAUUUAUCUGCUACUGGGAUGUACCAGUUUUGAGGCGAGUGGUGAAAUUGAAGCUGGUGAAACCAUCCUCUGUGGAUCUGAAUGACCCCGCCAUAGAGGAGGAGUUACUGAACAAGUUGAAGGAGAAGCUGAAGGAGCAGGGGCUGAAUGAAGACAUGAAAAUAAGAAACCUGCGCUGGAGAAAGCAGCCAAAUGGAAAGGUUUUCCACAAGGAAAAGUAGACGUUACUUUAAGAGGAUAAGAUCUGCUCUCUGAAAGCGGCUUGGUUAUUUGUUAUUUUCAUGUUUCUUCAAAUAAUUUGUCAUAUUCAAAUGUCAAACUUAAAUGAAGGUUUCAGCUGUUGCUCUUUACUUCCCUUCUGCACAUUUCCCCAGAUCUUCCUUUUGAUCAUCUCAGCAUCUUAAAGAGCAGACGCCAGAGAAAAGAAAAGAACAGUGUAAAAGAUCAUUGUUCUGACAGAACUUUGUUAGGGAGUGGUGGAAACAAAAGGCAAAAACAUUUUUACCCAAGAUUUUGAAUUGGAAAGAACAGAUAAUGACUAAAAAUCAAAACAUGUCUUCAGGUGCAUUUGUGCCAUAAUGUUGCCCUAAUUAAUGAGCCCCUCCUGCACUCAACAGCUUAGUCAAGUGAAACCCUGUAUAGAUAAUAUGCUGAAUGUAUUAGACAUAGUGGUUUGAAAUGAGGGAAACAUGCUUAGAAGAUGAAUACAGGUUUUUUAGGGUCCUAGAACAGAUUUAUGUUCAUGUCCAUGUUUGCUGUAGAAACGUACUGAACCUUCUCAGAAUCAUAUCAAAACAAAAAGCAAUACAGUGAAAUAUUUAAAGAGAUGGAGAACCACAGAUUCCUCAGAUGUAGGAAAAAAAUGCCCAUUAACUUUUCUGAAUAUGUACGAAUGCCCAAAACCAUCCAAACUGCUCUUCUGCCAUCACAUGAAAAAAUCUUCCAAAUACACUCUGGUCUUUUCGGUCUUCCUCUUAUUCUAAUGAAUUUGUAAAAAAAAAAUAAAUAAAUUGCCUCUGAAAUACUCUCAGCCAUUUUCUAUGUGUAAGAUCAGAGUAGUAAAUCUAGAGAGAAUGGCUGAAACCGAAGCUCACUGGAUAGAAGUGCUCAUCAAAUGCAAGAGGAAAUGAGCAUGACACAAAGAUUAGCAUCUAAGGAUGAUUCAGUAAACUUCUGCUGAGAUCUAAGGAUGCAGAAAAUAUGGUUCUACGGCAGCCUGGACAGUUCAAGAUAGGAGGGAGUGUCGUGUUUGGAAAUGAUUGGCUCUUGCUCGCAUUGUGUUAACCAAAGAGAUAAAACUCCUGCUUUUACUCCCUCUAAGUUUUCUCUUUGCCAACAGCGACACCUUAUGUCUGGCAGAGGAACUGUAGGGAGAGUAACUUAAUGUCCCUCCAGCAUGAGGAUACAGCUGCUUGAUAGAGCUGUGAUUUUAUUCACAGCACCUCUUUAAAGGACAUUUUCAGCAUAAAUGUUUUUCUUUUCUCUUCUUUGCCGUAUCGCCUUUUUUAGACCCUUUUUUUUUACCUCCUUUUUAUUUAGACCCAUUUUAACCUUCCUGGGGAGAAAACUCUGCAAAGGAGGUUUCAAAUCUCCGAUUUAUUAAUAGUUUGUGGAGGCAGAUGUUACAUCAAUCUGUACAUAGCAAAUCUGAUUACAGAUCUGUUUUGAGUGCACACCUAGACUUCUUAUUGCCACCCACACAAUUUCAAAUAGUGUCAAUCAUCAGAACCACACCGUAGCCUAAAAGCAGCUGUUAUCAAUUGUACAAGCACUCCACACUUUCCAGAUUCAGAAACGAACAUUACUUUCCAAAUACGCCAUGGCAACCAAGUUUCAUGUGCACAUUCUUUUAACUCAAAUGACCCAAGCAGCCAAUUGAAACGUGUAUGCAUGCAUCUUUAACUCCUUUUAAAAACUUUAAUGUAACUACAACAGAAAACUGAAAUCACUCUCGCCAGACAUACAGAAGACAGACAUUCCACUUGGAGUUCAACAGGCCGUACAACACAGCCCUUCAAGUGUUGUGAUAAGGUAUGAACUGUUAUUAAGAUGUAAUUUGGAGGUGCAACUCCUCCUUACAAUUCUUCUGAUGUACAACUCAAAGGCAGCUGGGAAAGACCUUUUUGAGUUGCCAAUUAAUGCUGCAGCAUCAUGAGAGUUUGGCAAAAGACAAGAGUUCCUUUAAAAUAAUUUAAUGUGGCCAGUUUCUUAACACCACAAGCCCUCUGUGUGUUAACCAGCCUUAUAAUGAUAGGAGAGUCUAUAGAUUUAACUCAUCUUUCCUAGCUCCCUGAAUGGUUCUUAGGGCUCUUUUUCAGUGAACUUUAUUUCCCCAAAGAGGACCUGGCAGUCUUACACCCUACUUUAGGAAAAAAAACAGCCUCUCUUCCAGGAAAGUAAUAUCUGGCUCCUAUUAAACUUUUCUUACUUGUGUCUACAAUAUCACAUCCCUUUCUAAACAUUCAGGCCCGGUGUUUUCUGUGUGCAGGCAUCUAAAGAAGCAGUCGAUGAAUUAAAACAACCUCAAAUAAUCUUGCAUCCAAAGUUAGAGCAGGUCUCCAAUCCUAAGCCAUAAACAUAUUCCUCCAAAUAUGUAAUUUCCUUCAAAAACCACACAUACCAAACUGAAAGCUAUGUCUUAUCAAAGCGCUGUAAUGUUCUCACCAUGUCUGACCUGCAGAAUUCACACUAGCUCAUGCAUUGAUUCAGUUCUGGUUAAGCUUUUCUUUUUUAGGACUCACAGAUUUCACAAUUAAAUUUCUGCAGAUGACACCAUCAAAUGUCCAAUGCCAUUGGAUCAACUGUCUGUACCCUCAGUAAUCCUGAUUACUUGCUUUGUGCUGUUGAAUAAACUGAACUAAAACAUG
Messenger RNA from Cyprinodon tularosa, 3633 nucleotides. Its product is annotated as macrophage mannose receptor 1-like. Bases 28 to 987 code for a protein of 319 amino acids. The transcript has 6 exons. NCBI's taxonomy places the organism in Eukaryota, Metazoa, Chordata, Actinopteri, Cyprinodontiformes, Cyprinodontidae. The record is from RefSeq and is a predicted model, not a curated record.